AGACGAAAACAACAGGAAUGGCGGAGGUCGACCACCGGCUGCAGCUCUUGUGAGCAUUUUGCCAACAAGUCAGCCCUCAAUUAAGCAGCCUGCACAAAUGUCGUGGAUCAGGGAGAGCGCCCUGAGCUGGGUGCAGAUGUUUUGCGUGAAGGUGGUGCGCACGGGCGUCAUUCCGCGGCAUGUUGCCUUCAUUAUGGACGGCAACCGGAGAUUCGCCGCCAAGAACAACGUUCAAAAGGUCGAAGGACACUCCAAAGGGUUUGAUAAAUUGGCCGAAACGCUUAGGUGGUGCCUUGACCUAGGCAUCUCUGAGGUCACCGUUUACGCCUUCAGCAUUGAGAAUUUCAAGAGAAGCAAAGAGGAAGUCGAUGGACUCAUGGACCUCGCCAGACAGAAAUUCACCAGACUCUUGGAGGAAAGAGACAAGUUGAAGGAGCAUGGGGUGAGGAUCACAGUCAUUGGUAACCUUUCACUGCUGCCAGCUGACCUUCGUAAGCUGAUUUACGAAGCCAUGUCCAUAACUAAGACACAUGAUAAAGCAUUCCUGAACGUCGCCUUUGCCUACACUGCCAAAGAGGAAAUGGCAAAUGCCAUUGGCGAGAUUGCUGGAGGCGUCCGAAACGGGACCAUCCUGCUGUCUGACGUGGACACGCAGCUGUUUGACUCGUGUCUCUACACACACCAUGCGCCGCAGGUCGACCUUCUGAUCAGAACCUCUGGCGAGGUCAGGUUCAGCGACUUCAUGUUAUGGCAGAGCUCGUACAGCUACGUCUACUUCACGGAUAUCCUUUGGCCGGAGUUUAACAUUUGGAACCUUCUUCAGGCAAUCGUCUGCUUCCAAAUGAAGGCUGAUCAACUUAAGAAAUUGCACGCAAGAGAGGCAAAGUUUUCAAGCGAGCAACAAGAAGAAAGGGUCAACAGCUUUCUGCGCAUUUUAGAAACAAAGCGAGCCGCCAGCUUUUUGUGAACAACUACAUCAUCAAUUAAUUAUCAAGACUGAUCGUUAACAUUUUUGUUUGCCGUUGAUUUUAUUAUUAUCCAAGUUCUUUCGGCUGGGUUAAUUUGAGAUGCAUCAAAAUAAUUGUGAUUGGGGUUUUGAAAAAUAGAAGAAA
This is a messenger RNA of Neocloeon triangulifer, 1112 nucleotides long. It is a transcript of the gene Dhdds, whose product is annotated as dehydrodolichyl diphosphate synthase complex subunit DHDDS. Gene Ontology annotation, cellular component: dehydrodolichyl diphosphate synthase complex; endoplasmic reticulum. Gene Ontology annotation, biological process: polyprenol biosynthetic process. Lineage: Eukaryota; Metazoa; Arthropoda; Insecta; Ephemeroptera; Baetidae. The coding region runs from base 98 to 967 and encodes 289 amino acids. Gene Ontology annotation, molecular function: ditrans,polycis-polyprenyl diphosphate synthase [(2E,6E)-farnesyl diphosphate specific] activity. The record is from RefSeq and is a predicted model, not a curated record. The transcript is spliced from 6 exons.